AUGUCCAUGAUCAGGAGAGCCAUGUUUGGUGGGAUUACUUGUCCCAAAAACAUAUGGAAUUCGGGACUUCUGAAAAAUAUUCAGAAGACCACUGUCUCUGCUCAUCGACACAUCCAUGCAACUCGUACACUUAGAUCAUAUGAAGAGGAGAAGGCCGUCUUGGACGAAAUUGCCCCAAGACUAACGGACAAGGAUCGUCAAACCUCGAGCAUCCUGCGUAACAUCGGUAUUUCCGCCCACAUUGACUCAGGCAAGACCACCUUCACAGAGCGUGUUCUAUUCUACACUGGGCGUAUCAAAGCUAUCCACGAGGUAAGAGGCCGUGAUAAUGUCGGUGCAAAGAUGGACUCUAUGGAUCUGGAAAGAGAGAAGGGUAUUACCAUUCAGUCUGCGGCUACUUAUUGUUCUUGGGACAAAGAUGGCCAGAAUUACCAUUUUAAUCUAAUCGAUACUCCAGGCCACAUUGACUUCACCAUCGAAGUAGAACGUGCCUUGAGAGUCUUGGACGGUGCUGUACUGGUUGUUUGUGCAGUUUCUGGCGUGCAGUCGCAAACAGUCACCGUCGAUCGUCAAAUGAGAAGAUAUAAUGUUCCAAGAAUUACCUUUAUCAACAAGAUGGACCGCAUGGGCGCAAAUCCCUUCAGAGCCAUCGAUCAGAUCAAUAAAAAGCUUAAAACACCAGCUGCUGCGCUUCAAGUUCCUAUUGGAGCUGAAUCCGAACUAAAGGGUGUGGUCAAUAUCAUUGACCGUGUGGCUUUGUACAAUGAAGGUGCCAAAGGUGAACAGAUUGUAACCGGUCCUAUUCCUAACGAGCUCAACGACUUAGUUGAGGAAAGAAGAGCCAUGUUGAUCGAAACCCUUGCCGAUGUGGAUGACGAGAUCGCUGAAAUUUUCUUGGAAGAACAAGAGCCUUCGAUUGACCAAAUAAAGGCUGCCAUCCGUAGAGCCACCAUCGCGAGAAAGUUCACACCUGUUUUGAUGGGAUCAGCUUUGGCUAAUAGAAGUGUGCAGCCCGUUCUCGACGCCAUCGUUGAUUACUUGCCUAAUCCUUCUGAGGUUCUAAAUACGGCUUUGGACGUGUCCCAGGGGGAAAGUAAAGUCAAUCUUAUCCCAUCCGUACAAGAACCAUUUGUAGGCCUCGCUUUCAAAUUAGAAGAAGGUAAGUAUGGUCAACUAACCUAUAUUAGGGUUUACCAAGGGCGUUUGAAGAAAGGUGGUUACAUCUCAAAUGUAAAAACCGGUAAGAAAGUUAAAGUCUCUCGUUUGGUAAGAAUGCAUUCUAAUGAUAUGGAAGAUGUUGACGAAGUCGGCUCGGGGGAAAUUUGUGCCACUUUUGGUAUUGACUGCGCUUCCGGAGAUACAUUCUCCGAUGGUGCUUUGAACUACUCCAUGUCUUCAAUGUACGUUCCUGACGCCGUUAUCUCUCUAUCAAUUACACCCACUUCUAGAGACUCGGCUAAUUUCUCCAAGGCGCUGAACAGGUUUCAGAAGGAAGAUCCCACUUUCAGGGUGAGAUUCGAUGCGGAAUCUAAAGAGACCGUUGUUUCCGGAAUGGGUGAACUUCACUUGGAGAUUUAUGUCGAAAGAAUGAAACGUGAGUACAAUGUUGAUUGUGUUACUGGUCAGCCUCAGGUAUCCUACAGAGAAUCGAUUACUAUCCCUGCAGAAUUUGAUUAUACCCAUAAGAAGCAAUCCGGAGGUGCUGGUCAGUACGGUAGAGUUAUGGGCGCUUUGAGUCCUCUUGAGGGAUCGAGCAGUAAUAAAUUCGAAACUGCUAUUGUUGGUGGUCGCAUUCCGGAUAAGUAUUUGGCUGCCUGUGGAAAAGGUUUCGAAGAAGCCUGUGAGAAAGGGCCAUUAAUUGGUCACAAAGUCUUAUCUGCGCAUAUGUUGAUCAAUGAUGGUGCUAUUCAUGCAGUUGAUUCUAACGAGCUGGCAUUUAAAACUGCUUCAAUGGCAGCUUUUAAGCAAGCGUUCUUAGAAGCAAAACCUGUCAUUCUAGAACCAGUCAUGGCAGUGACAGUCACUGCUCCAAACGAGUUCCAAGGUAAUGUUAUUAGUUUGCUCAACAAAUUGCAAGCUGUCAUUCAGGACACUGAAAAUGGUCAAGACGAAUUCACCAUUAGUGCGGAAUGUUCUUUGAACACGCUUUUCGGCUUUGCAACCUCGUUGAGAUCAUCAACUCAGGGCAAAGGUGAAUUUUCACUCGAGUUCAAACAUUACUCACCCACCUCACCACAUUUGCAGAAACAACUGAUUGCUGACUUUGAGAAGAAGCAACAACAAAAGAAAUGA
Lachancea nothofagi CBS 11611 is the source of this 2292-nucleotide messenger RNA. Lineage: Eukaryota; Fungi; Ascomycota; Saccharomycetes; Saccharomycetales; Saccharomycetaceae. The record is from the annotation of a GenBank genome assembly.